Lactuca virosa is the source of this 1281-nucleotide messenger RNA. The record is from the annotation of a GenBank genome assembly. Lineage: Eukaryota; Viridiplantae; Streptophyta; Magnoliopsida; Asterales; Asteraceae.
AUGGCAGUUCUGGAUUUAUUUAUUGUGGCGUUGAUUCCAGUACUCAAGACGCUUCUGAUCACUGCUCUCGGCCUACUUCUCGCCAUAGACCGCGUUAAUAUCUUGGGCGACGCCGCUCGUCACCAUCUCAACAACGUUGUGUUCUAUGUCUUCAUUCCAGCACUUGUGGGUGGUAGCCUCGCUGAUACAGUCACAGCCAGCAGCAUAGUAUCUCUAUGGUUCAUGCCAGUUAAUAUUCUUCUCACAUUCAUAAUUGGAUCAGCACUUGGAUGGGUGCUGGUUAAAAUCACUAGGACCCCGCAACACUUGCAUGGUCUUGUAAUUGGUUCAUGUUCUGCUGGAAACCUUGGGAACUUGCUUCUGAUCAUCAUACCUGCUGUUUGUGAAGAAAGUAACAGUCCAUUCGGGGAUAAACAAACUUGCUCGACUAACGGGAAAGCUUUAGUUUCACUCUCUAUGGCUAUUGGUUCAGUUUAUAUAUGGUCAUAUGUUUACAAUAUUAUACGUGCGUCAUAUGGAAACGGGAGUGGGAAAGACAUCGGAAAGGCGUCCACUAUCAUCGUUGAUUGUAGUGGUAAAACUUUAGAUAUGUUUAUGGAAAGUUAUAAUGAGGCGUUACUACACUCUGGUGGCUCGAAUUUUGAUGAUUGUGAAGCUCCUGAUGAGGAAUCUACAGAAGUGGAGGAACAGAACUCCGUAUAUGAAGAUGAUGAAGGGAGAAAGGUGACUGUGUUAACAAAGAUUAAGAAGCACUUCGAUGUGUUUAUAGAUAAAAUCAACCUGAAGAUGUGGUUAACACCGUCCACCAUUUCCACCAUCGUUGGGCUUCUGAUAGGGGUGAUAUCUCCGAUUAGAAAGCUAAUGGUCGGAGAUAAUGCUCCUCUUCGAGUCAUCGACAGUUCAGCAUCUCUCCUUGGUCAGGCAACAGUUCCAGCCAUGACAUUGAUCGUGGGAGCUAAUCUUUUUAAGGGUUUGAAGAAAUCAGGCAUAGGGUUGUGGCUCAUUAUAGGAAUUCUAGUGGUUCGUUAUGUAGUUUUGCCACUCGUGGGCAUUGGCAUCGUAAAAGCAGCACACCAUGUUGGAUUUGUGGGAUCUGAUUCGCUAUAUCAGUUUGUUCUUUUGAUGCAAUAUUCACUUCCACCAGCUAUGGCUAUCAGUACGAUAACACACUUGUUUGAGGUUGGGGAGAGCGAGUGUUCUAUUAUCAUGCUAUGGACUUACGUUGUGGCCACGUUCGCUCUCACGUGGUGGUCAGCCUUUUACAUGUGGCUCGUCUCUUGA